Balaenoptera musculus (blue whale) is the source of this 1177-nucleotide messenger RNA. Its product is annotated as STARD3 N-terminal-like protein. The record is from RefSeq and is a predicted model, not a curated record. NCBI's taxonomy places the organism in Eukaryota, Metazoa, Chordata, Mammalia, Artiodactyla, Balaenopteridae.
UGCAGUAGGCGCUCAGUGACCCACAUUGAUGGAUGGAAGGAUAGAAGCACGGAUGGACGGAUGGAUGGGGAUGGUGGAGCUGGAGAGAGGCUCCUUUAACCCUCCUGCAGGAUGAACCCCCUGCCAGAAGACAUGGAGAACGUUCUCAUGGGGAGUCAGAGCUCGCACGCUUCCCUGCGCGACGUCCAUUCCAUCAACCCCACUCAACUCAUGGCCAGGAUUGAGUCCUAUGAAGGAAGGGAAAAGAAAGGCAUAUCUGACGUCAGGAGGACUUUCUGUUUGUUUGUCACCUUUGACCUCUUAUUUGUAACGUUACUGUGGGUCAUAGAGUUAAAUGUGAAUGGAGGUAUUGAGAACACGUUAGAGAAAGAGGUGGUGCAGUAUGACUACUACUCUUCUUAUUUUGAUAUAUUGUUUUUGGCAGUUUUUCGAUCUAAAGUGUUAAUACUUGCAUAUGCCGUGUGCAGACUGCACCAUUGGUGGGCCAUAGCGUUGACGACAGCAGUGACCAGUGCCCUUUUACUAGCAAAAGUGAUCCUCUCAAAGCUUUUCUGUCAAGGGGCUUUCGGCUACGUGCUGCCCAUCAUUUCCUCCAUCCUUACCUGGAUCGAGACGUGGUUCCUGGAUUUCAAGGUGUUACCUCAAGAGGCAGAAGAAGAAAACAGACUCCUGAGAGUUCAGGGUGCCCCGGAGAGGGCAGCACUGAUACCUGGUGGUCUUUCUGAUGGUCAGUUUUAUUCUCCUCCUGGAUCCGAAGCAAGAUCUGAAAACGAAGCUGAGGAAAAGCAGGACAGUGAAAAACCACUUUUAGAACUAUGAGUGAGACUUCUGUUAAAUGUGAAAAACCUUCACUGAAAGUCACCAGAGGGAAGAAAAGGACCGGAACUGGGGGUCUCCCUAUUGAAGGUUGAAAUGGUGACAUCCACUGCUGACGCUACUGAACGGCUAAUAAAGAAUUUAUUGAUUGUAAUACCUCACAGACAUGGUACCAUCUCCACAUACAUUUAGUCACCUGCCUGUGGCUGGUAAGAUAAUGUCAUGAUCCAUCCUGUAUUCAGUGAGACUGAGUCUGAUCUGUCAAUGAAUAGUUGCAGAAAGUCUUGUGCUGUGUUCCUGAUCAAAGGACUUCUUAAUAUAUUGGAAUAACACUUUUUUAGUAUGCAAAAUAUCUUUUUAU